AGGUGCAUGAGAUUUCGACCACCUUCCUCUGUGGUCAGGGCUAUAAAUCCUUCAUCUGUGAAUCUGCGGCAGUGGGCCAGACUCAGAGUAAAGAGAAUCUGUGUUACAUCAAAACCAACACAGCUGCCCAUUAGACAGCAGACUGAAGACUUCCAUCACAGAUUCCUGCUUUGACUCUAGUUUCUGUAGCUGAAAAUAAACCCCUGCAGUGUUCAGGAUGCGCGUGAUCUCAUCGGUCUUUUUAGCCUUUGUGGCUCUUUCGCUGCUCCCGUCCAUUGAGUCAAAGAGACCAGGAAAGGGCAGAGGACUUAAACGUGCGAGGCAGAAACUUACACGGGAAAGGUCAAGGAUGAAGGCUCUGCGGCGUCAGAGCAGAUCAGGCUUUUCUGGGAUUGUUAUACCGAACUGUUCAGAGAUGACUCAAUCUGGAGAAAUAUAUCUGGAUUGUCAGGACCAAAGUCUCACUUCCAUCCCCAUGGCAAGCACCUGGUCCAGAGUACCUAACCAUCUCCUUCUGGCCCGCAACCAAAUUAAAGCGCUCCGCAGUGGAUCCUUCCUUGGAUAUGAACGUUUAUCCAGUCUGGAUCUUCAACAGAAUCAGAUCUCACAGGUGGAGGAAGACGCUUUUCAGGGUCUAACUCACCUAACCACCCUGCUGCUGCAACACAACCAACUGAGAACGCUCAGCGAAGAGGCGCUCAUCCCAAUGCCAAACCUUCAGUAUCUGCGUCUCUACGACAAUCCCUGGAAAUGUUUCUGUCCAAUGGAAAGCCUCAUACGCACUCUUCAAGUCCCAAGCAACCGUAACCUAGGAAACCAUGCCAAGUGUGCAGAACCGGUCAGCCUUAAGGACAGGAAGCUGAAGCAGAUUAAUCCUGACUUACUGUGUGAGGAAUUCGGCAAAAACGUCAACGUCACUCAAACUGUAGAGCCCAAUCCGAUCCGCGGCAAAUUAGACGCCACCGCGCUGUGCCACACUUACCUUUUCCCCGUCACAUGGAUGGACUGCAGGAACCGAGGUCUAACGGAGGUGCCUUCAGGUAUUCCAGACAAUGUUGUUCGGGUCGAUCUGUCCCUUAAUAAAAUCCAUCAUCUCAAACCCAGAGAUUUCCAAGGAGCAAAAAGCCUCAGAAUCCUAAACCUCAGCAGCAACGACAUGCAGCGGAUCGACACAGGGUCCCUGUCUGGGCUUUUACACCUUCAAGAGCUGGACCUGUCAUCCAACCAGCUGCAUUUUGUUCAGUAUGGAGUUCUUGAAGAUUUGUACUUUUUGUCCAAGCUAAAACUAGGAGGAAACCCUUGGAUGUGUGACUACAAUAUACACUACAUGGUAUACUGGCUACGUCUGCAUCCAGGGGUGAAGUACUCUGGCCUGCUGUGCCAAUCUCCUCUACAAUAUAUUGGGGAGAGAGUGGAGGACUAUGUGCAUUCCUACAACAGAGACUGUCCUAAGGACAGACAGCUCAGCAAACCGGAUCAAAACCAAAGGGACGCCGAGCUUUGGGACUCACCAAUGGAACUACAAGGAGCAGUAGAAGAAGAAGAGUUGGAGCCGAGCCAUCUGAGAGCGCCACAAAAAUACCAGAUCUUCCGACUGGCCUGACUCAAGUGAUUUGUUUUUAAUAAAGACUUUUUUUCUCACUUUCUGUCAAUACAGUACAACAGUUUGCAUCAGAUUGCUAUGUUGCAUUUUGAUUUUUCCUUUUUACAGUUUGUCAGCUAAUUCAUAAUAUAAACAGUCCCACUGCGGCUGGUUUGACUUUAGCAUUUUAAACAGCACGGCUAACUUUUGAUCACCUAUGGAUAUUGGCACAAGUAAAAGACAUAAGAAGCCAUAAAUAAAGAAAUUAAAACUCACUGA
Xiphophorus maculatus (southern platyfish) is the source of this 1861-nucleotide messenger RNA. Its product is annotated as leucine-rich repeat-containing protein 17-like. Gene Ontology annotation, cellular component: plasma membrane. NCBI's taxonomy places the organism in Eukaryota, Metazoa, Chordata, Actinopteri, Cyprinodontiformes, Poeciliidae. Bases 218 to 1603 code for a protein of 461 amino acids. The transcript is spliced from 7 exons. Gene Ontology annotation, molecular function: protein binding. The record is from RefSeq and is a predicted model, not a curated record.